This is a messenger RNA of Prorocentrum cordatum, 558 nucleotides long. Lineage: Eukaryota; Dinophyceae; Prorocentrales; Prorocentraceae. The record is from the annotation of a GenBank genome assembly.
AUGGUCAAAUUCUCCGAUGGCGGCCAGGAUUCCAAAGUCGCAGUGGCAGAUGUCCGAGCACGUGGCGCCCCCUUCGUGGGCGAGGUGUUCGAGGAGAGCCCAGGAGCGCCGCAACGUGGGCCGCAGACUCGUUCUUUGUUUUCGCGCAAGGACGAGCAGCCAGAGGUGGUGGAAGACCCAGGAUCAACUCGGUUUCGGGGCGUGGUGGUGAGCGUGAACGAAGAGAAGGGAGUUUGCACGAUCGCUUCCCGUUUCGGGUCCAUUUUCUGCCCCCGAAGCGCAGUCAUUGCUGGCGGCGCUUUGAGGGUUGGGCGGGAGGCGAAGUUUGAGAUUUCUUGGGGUCGCCAGCUUCGCUUGCAGGCCAGCGACGUUGUUCUGGGCCCCCUGAAGAAAAUCGAGUCGGUGCAGCGGUGGGCUCAGCGCGCCAGGGGCGCGGACGCAAUCUUGCGCGCCAGGGCGGAAGUCCCCGAGAAUAAGGAGAUUGAUAAGAAGAACGCUGCCACGCUUGAGCGCAUGAAGGCGGCCCAUGUGGCCAAGCGCGCGCGUGCAGAUGGGUAG